CCCACCUGGUGUGGGAGACUAGUAUGGCCCAGGCUUGUUUCUUGGUCCCUUUCCUAGCUUUGUAGCCUUGCCUCUGUUGACCGCAGCCCUGAGGAAGUCUGCUUUCUGGGAUCCUAGCCUAGAGUCCCUUACAUGGAGUUUGGCUUUCUUUGCCUUUCCUGUCCGCACUCUAGACAACUGGACCUGAUAUUCUCUCUACCCACUGAACCACCCUAUCACAUGCUCUGACAAUAGACCCUUCCAGAUGACCAUGCAUCUGCCCCCACCAGAGGCUGUCAGCACCCACCCUGCCUCUGCCAGGGGUCUAGGCUCCUUUCUUUCCCUAGUUUCAAUGUGGUAGAGUGACCAGGCGCUUAAAGCCUUGAGGCAGACGAACAUGGUUCAUAUCCUAGCCCUGAGUGACACUGGGCCUUUGGGCCUCUAUAAAAUGGAAAUAAGAAACCGAGUCCGUGACGUUGCUGGGACAAAGAUUACACAGAGCACGGAUGCCAAGCCUGGCCCAUCCACAGCCUCAGGCUUGAGGGAGCUUCCUCAUUGCUUCUUGUAUCCCCUUUAUUCCCUAUCAGUCCAUCCCGGGUCAGCUCCAUCCCUCACCUGCAGGGGAACCUUCACAGCUCCUCUUUGCCUCAAUGCCUGGCAUUUAUUUUAGAGGGAACUUAGUCCACGGAAGCUGUGUGUUGGUUUGUCUCUGGGUGGGAUGGACGCGCACGCAUGCAUGCAUGCACACAUGCACACACGCACGCACACAGGGAGGAGGGGGUCAGGGCUAUCUAGAGAUGUGUUUAGGAAAGCCUGGGCUCCUGACCCUGUGGCCUUUCUCUUAGCCCAAGCUGAAGGACCUUCUUAGGUUUCUCUGUUGAGGAAACAACUAGGCCUUUUGGACAGGAAAGAAAACACCCUGUCCAAACAGAAGCAUCCUGAGGAAUCGGCUGCCUGUGGGACAGAUGUCAGGAGCCCUGCAAAAGGAGUACCCCGUCCUAUCCUUGCUCACCCCCACCCCAGGACCUCCUAGGGGCAGGUCUAUGUGUGUGGCUAGCCCUCUCUGGGUGCCCGACCUCCAGCAGAAGGUUGUCACCCCCUCAGCUCUCUACAGGAAGCAGGCACACAUUAAGUACUCCUCUUGAACCAUGUGGGGCAGUCAUAGCCCACCCGCAGAGCGCUUAAGGAGUUUUUUUUUUUUUUUUAGAAGCCUGGACAUUUUAAUGGGACCUCCCACUUCUACAAACGCUUCUCUGCCACCUCCCUUUGAACUCCUCCCCCACAUCAGAGUCUCCAGUCACAACUCCGUCAGCCUGCAGCUCCAGGUUUGGGGUCUGCACUCCAGCUCUAACAAUUGCUACUCCCUGGGGGCCAGGCCUUGGGGAGGGAAAGGGACUGUGUACCUUUAAGGGGUUGGUCCGCCGGGAGAGCGAGGUUGUUGGAAGCAGCUUCUUUUCGGGCCAUUCAGGAUCCCAGAUUUUUCUGCUACUUCAGACCUGGACAGCCUGUGGCUUCAGCGUGUCGCAGUGGUCCCAAGCAUUUGAGUCGUCGAAGAGCCUGCUGGGGACGGGAUGCAGUGGACACCUCUUCUAGCUUGUUCUAGCUGCCUGCUGCGCUCUGAGGACAGCACCUGUUGCCCUUGGGCCCAGCCUCAUCCAAGACACCUUGGCACUGCCACCACCCUGGCCAGGAUGGGCCUGCGGUUCCUUGUCUUGCUGUUGCCACUGUCCUGUGUCUUGGGACUGCCAUUCUACAACGGCUUCUACUAUUCCAAUGGCCUGCAUAGCAGGGCCCUGGGCAAUGGCUACGGGGAAGGCCUGUUCAACGGAGUGAAGUUGGUGGUGGAGACGACUGAGGAGUCUCUGUUCAGUCACCGAGGAGCCAGUGUGACCCUGCCCUGCCGCUACCACUAUGAGCCAGCCCUGGCGUCCCCGAGACACGUUGUGCGCGUUAAGUGGUGGAAGCUGUCCGAGAAUGGAUCCCCGGAGCAGGAUGUGCUAGUGGCCAUCGGGCAGAGGCACCGCUCCUUCGGGGACUACCAAGGGCGAGCACACUUGUGGCAGCACAGACCGCAAGAGGUGUCCCUGGAGCUUAGGGACCUGCGGCUGGAGGACUCUGGGCGCUACCGCUGCGAGGUCAUUGACGGGCUGGAGGACGAGAGUGGCCUGGUAGAGCUGGAGCUUCGGGGCGUGGUUUUCCCAUACCAGCCCCGCGAAGGGCGCUACCAGCUCAACUUCCACGAGGCCCAACAGGCCUGCCGGGAGCAGGGCGCGGUGGUGGCUUCCUUUGAGCAGCUCUUCCGCGCCUGGGAGGAAGGCCUGGACUGGUGCAAUGCAGGCUGGCUGCAGGACGCCUCUGUGCAGUACCCUAUAACGCUGCCCCGGCAGCCCUGCGGAGGCCUCGGCCUGGCGCCUGGUGUUCGCAGCUAUGGCCAGCGCCACCACCGCCUGCACCGCUAUGACGUGUUCUGCUUCGCGGCUGCCGUCAAGGGGCGGGUGUACUACCUGGAGCACCCGGAGAAGCUGACGCUGCUGGAGGCCAGGGAGGCCUGCCUGGAAGAUGGCGCACAGAUCUCUACGGUGGGCCAGCUCUUUGCUGCUUGGAAGUUCCGCGGCCUGGACCGCUGUGAUGCUGGCUGGCUGGCAGACGGAAGUGCCCGCUACCCCGUAGUUCACCCCCGUCCCAACUGCGGGCCCCCUGAGCCUGGAGUACGGACAUUCGGUUUCCCAGACCCACGCACCCGCUAUGGCGUCUACUGUUACCGCCCAGCGUUAGCAGGGUGGCCGGCUGUGCAUCCUCCUGCCCUCUGACUUCCUGGGUCAACUUUCUGACACAAGGGUUCACCUUGUCCCUUGAGGGUUGGGGCGUUGCUUGUGUUGUUUUUAUACGUCCCAACUUAAACAUUUUUAAAAGGUAUUAUUAUUAUUUUUUUUUACAGACCCAAUUCUCAAUUCUCUUGGCAUCCCUCUCUGGGGCGUUUGAGGUCCAUUGGAUUUUAAAAGGCUCUGCCGUGUUCUGGUACAGCUGGCAUCCCUAACCUGAGGAAUCCGGUGCCGAGCAUGAGCAGUGCCUGCAGCUAGCCCCCUCUCCUUGGCUUAGAGGAGGCAGAAGGAUGAGUGUUGACUCUUUUUAAAUUUCUGCACAGGGUCCUUAGACUUGUGGAUGAGGGCUUAAGGAAGGGAGAACCUUCCCGCAUCAUCUCCUGGUUCCUGAGUCGAGUAUCCUUCCCAUGUUCCCUGCUUGGGAGUGACCCUCUGGGUGUGUGUACCUUCUUUGGCCAAUAAAUGGUGCUGAUUCCCUUCUUUCCCUCCCA
This is a messenger RNA of Peromyscus californicus insignis, 3292 nucleotides long. RefSeq names its product hyaluronan and proteoglycan link protein 3 (gene Hapln3). Gene Ontology annotation, biological process: cell adhesion. The record is from RefSeq and is a predicted model, not a curated record. Lineage: Eukaryota; Metazoa; Chordata; Mammalia; Rodentia; Cricetidae. Gene Ontology annotation, molecular function: hyaluronic acid binding.